Molecule: messenger RNA, 2478 nt
Organism: Nicotiana attenuata
Lineage: Eukaryota; Viridiplantae; Streptophyta; Magnoliopsida; Solanales; Solanaceae
Product: pentatricopeptide repeat-containing protein At1g71060, mitochondrial
Exons: 1
Coding region: 736-2268 (510 amino acids)
Molecular function (GO): protein binding
Source: RefSeq, a predicted model, not a curated record
UCUCUUCUGAAUAUGACCUAUUAAUAAUAUUGUUGAAUGAGAUUAAUAAAUUGCAUUAUCGCAUCUCCAGAAUGGACUAAUAAAUAGCAUUAGAUGCGACUUAUUAAUUGCAUUUAUGAUUCCUCUAUUAAAUGGCAUAAGCUCCUAAAUAGUCCUUCAACUUUCAGCCCUGGAUCAAAAUCAUCAUUUAUGUUUAACCUAGAGAAUUAAUAGUCCAUUAACUAUUUAAAACAGGUGCACAUGCAGUCCAAAUGAUUUGUAUGUCACUGAUUUAAUCAAUUGUAAUUUGAUUAACAUUGGUUUUAUUUGAAUCAAAAUGGAAAACUGAGUGAAUGAAGAAUAAUGACAAAACUAAAAGCGAACUAUGGUUCUUAUUUCUAUUUUUGGUCUAUUAUGCUUAUCGAUUUAUAUUGGACAGUCUAAUUUUCUUAACUCUUUGAAUUAUGUCAAAUCAGCAAUCUUAACAAAUACAGAUUUUUUUGUGACUUUCAUAAAUUUGAACAAAAAAGAUUAAGCCGUUCAAUUCUUUAUGUGAUGUUUUAUUAAUAAUAAAUAUAAAUAUAAUAUGCCUAUCCCGUCCAAACAAGAGAAAAUAUUUUCCCCCAUUACCUAGUAUUCAAACGUCAUACAAUAAAUUAGAAAAGCGGAAGAGAAAUCAUUUUCUCUCAUUCCCGCCAACUUUUUGCAAUUCAAUUUCUUUAUUUACACAGUUGUCCCUCAAAAUUCAUCCGAAAAAUGAGUCUCCAUCAAUCCAUUAGUCGCAUACCUAAAACCCCUAAAACCCUAAUAACCCCCUUUUGCAAAUUAUUGCCCUUUUUCCAAAUUCAUUACUAUUCAGUGAAUACCCAUGUCAGUUCUAAUGCUGAUGACCAAAAUCCAAAUCCCAAAAACCCAAAAAUUAUCCCAGAGGCAGAAAGAAUCUGCAAAAUAUUAUUGAACACCACUUGUUCGACGAAAUGUGUAGCUGAUGCUUUGGGUUCUGUUUCAGUAAAUGUGAGUCCUUUAUUAGUUGAGGAGGUUGUAAAGAAGCUCAGCAAUUCUGGGGUUUUAGCAUUGUCUUUUUUCCGUUGGGCUGAGAAACAGAAUGGUUUCGUGCAUACUUCAGAGAGUUAUCAUGGGUUGAUUGAAGCUCUAGGAAAGAUCAAACAGUUCAAAAUGGUUUGGAUUUUGGUUGAUGAGUUGAAGAAGAAAGGGUUGUUGUGUAAAGAGGCAUUUGCACUUAUUUCACGGAGAUAUGCUCGUGCUAGGAAGGUAAAAGAAGCUAUCGAGGCGUUUGAGAGGAUGGAGAAAUAUGGGUUGGUUGUUGAGCUGCAAGAUUUUAAUAGAUUGCUUGAUACAUUGAGCAAGUCUAGGAAUGUUGGGAAAGCACAAGAAGUGUUUGAUAAGUGGAAGAAUAAUGGGAAACUGAAGCCUAAUAUUAAGUCUUAUACUAUAUUGUUAGAAGGGUGGGGUGGAGAGAAGAAUUUGUUGAGGCUAAAUGAAGUUUAUCAGGAGAUGAAGGCUGAUGAUAUUGAGCCUGAUGUCGUGAGCUAUGGAAUCAUGAUCCAUGCUCGUUGCAAGGUUAAAAAGUAUGAUGAGGCGAUUGAGUUGUUACGCGAAAUGGAAAGGAAGAAGAUUAGGGUAACGCCUCACGUGUAUUGCACGUUGAUAAAUGGUUUGGGAUCGGAGAAAAGGUUGGUUGAGGCUCUUAAGUAUUUUGAGCUAUAUAAGGGUAGUGGUUUUGAUCUUGAGGUAUUCACGUUUAAUGCAAUGGUGGGAGCUUAUUGCUGGUCUAUGCGUAUGGACGAUGCAUAUAAGUUACUAGAUGAGAUGAGGAGAAGUAAGAUUGGUCCAAAUACCCGAACAUAUGAUAUCAUUCUUCACCAUCUUAUAAAGGCCAGAAGAACGAAUGAGGCUUAUUCGGUGUUCCAGAAAAUGAGCAAUGAUCCUGGCUGCGAACCGACUGUGAGUACAUACGAGAUAAUGGUGAGGAUGUUCUGCAAUGAGGACCGGACCGAUAUGGCUCUGAGGGUAUGGGAUCAAAUGAAAGCUAGGGGAGUUCUUCCGGGAAUGCAUAUGUUUUCGACAUUGAUUAACAGCUUUUGCCAUGAGAAUAGAUUGGAUGAUGCCUGCAGAUACUUUCAAGAAAUGCUUGAUAUGGGCAUGAGACCUCCACUUCCCUUGUUUGAUAAUCUAAAACGGGCACUUCUUGCAGAGGGAAAAGAGGAUACCGUUAAAGCUUUGUGGAGAAAACUUGAGAAAUUAAGGAAAAGCAACUUAGUUGGAUAGAGACAGCUUAAGACGGAACCACGGGUUCAAGCUAUAUAAACAGCUUCUUGCAGAAAUGCAGGGUAAGGCUGCAUACAAUAGACCCUUGUGGUUUGGCCCUUCCUCGGACCCCGCGCAUAGCAGAAGCUUAGUGCACCGGGUUGCCCUUUUUUUUUUUAUUUUUUUUUUUAGUAUUCUUCACAAUUGAAUUGAUUGAGUUUUUUUGGAACA